Molecule: messenger RNA, 3239 nt
Organism: Chanos chanos (milkfish)
Lineage: Eukaryota; Metazoa; Chordata; Actinopteri; Gonorynchiformes; Chanidae
Product: V-type proton ATPase 116 kDa subunit a-like
Biological process (GO): proton transmembrane transport; vacuolar acidification
Cellular component (GO): plasma membrane; vacuolar proton-transporting V-type ATPase complex; vacuolar proton-transporting V-type ATPase, V0 domain
Molecular function (GO): proton-transporting ATPase activity, rotational mechanism; ATPase binding
Source: RefSeq, a predicted model, not a curated record
UUCUGAGUGGUCUUCGGGGAAACAGUAAGCGGACGUCAACUUAUGUUUGCGGCGUUAAUUUUGUUAGCACAGAAUGAAUGUGCUACAUCAUACUCUACCAAGACAAGUCUGUGGGCAAGUUUAGUCCGACUGUGCUAACCGGGAGAAGGCCAAAUAUUGUUUACCUGUUUGGACUCAACAAGACAAGAAAAGGGAGUAGUUACACACGGUCACCAGCGUUUGGAAUCUCUGAACUCUCCAGAAACGAUGUCUGAAGGGGGAUAAGGUUACGUGUCUUUGAUUGACGUGGCGGAGUUAAGCAGCCUCCGAAGUUUAGCACAGCCCAGUUAGCCGCUGGGGCUAUCCAGCAAAGCUGUAUUGCUGUUAGCAGUUAGCUAGACUAAGCUGGACCAAGAUUGAGUAGUAACAUAUUGAACACAAAUUUUGACAUUGAUUAAAACCCGAGUUCGCGUUGAAGAUGGGCUCGUUGUUCAGAAGCGAGGAGAUGUGUUUGGCCCAGCUGUUUCUCCAGUCCGGAUCCGCAUAUGACUGCAUCAGCGAACUGGGAGAACUGGGACUAGUGGAGUUCAGAGAUCUGAACCCGAGCGUCAGUUCCUUCCAGCGAAAGUUCGUCAGCGAGAUCAAGAGAUGUGAGGAGAUGGAGAGGAUUCUGGGGUAUUUGCUGAGAGAGAUUAAGAAAGCUGAUAUCCCUCUCCCUGAGGGGCAGGUGAAUCCCGCUGCUCCGUUACCCAAACAUGUCCUCACUAUUAUGGAACAGCUGCAGAGGUUUGAGCAGGAGCUCAGUGAGGUGACCAGGAACAAGGAGAAACUUCAGAAGAACCUUCUGGAACUGACUGAGUACACACACAUGCUCCGCGUCACGCGUAGCUUCGUCCACCGUGCCGCUGAGAGGGAGCCCGGUCACGCUCAGUAUGAGGAGUUUCCUUUCCUGGAGAAAGAGCCCAUGAUGGACUACACCAGUAUGCAGAGACUGGGAGCCAAACUGGGGUUUAUCUCAGGGCUGAUAGAGCGUGUGAAGAUUGAGGCGUUUGAGCGUAUGCUGUGGAGAGUGUGUAAAGGAUACACCAUUCUCAGCUACUCAGAGCUGGACGAGUGUUUACAGGACCCAGACACGGGCGAAGUCACUAGGAGUGUGGUGUUUCUCGUCUCGUACUGGGGUGAUCAGAUUGGCCAGAAAGUCAAGAAGAUUUGUGACUGCUACCACUGCCACCUGUACCCAUAUCCCAACAGUAAUGAGGAGAGAGAGGAUGUGGUGGAGGGGCUUCGCACACGCAUUCAGGACCUACACACAGUGCUACACCGGACAGAGGACUACCUGAGACAGGUGUUGGUCAAAGCGUCAGAGUCAGUAUACACCUGGGUGAUCCAGGUGAAGAAGAUGAAGGCGAUUUAUCACAUUCUGAACCUGUGCAGCUUUGAUGUGACCAAUAAAUGUCUGAUCGCUGAGGUGUGGUUUCCCCUCAGUGACCUCCCUACCCUGCGGAGGGCGCUAGAGGACGGAUCUAGGAAAAGCGGAGCCACAGUGCCUUCCUUUGUGAAUCGGAUCCCCACCACAGAUACUCCGCCCACUCUCAUACGAACCAAUCACUUCACCUCAGGAUUCCAGAACAUUGUGGACGCUUAUGGAGUGGGCAGCUACCGAGAGGUCAACCCAGCUCCUUACACAAUCAUCACCUUCCCCUUCCUGUUUGCGGUGAUGUUCGGGGAUUUGGGUCACGGUGUGAUCAUGGGCGCUGGUUUGCUUUGGGCAUGGUUGCUGUACGAGAAUGACCGGCGACUCCGAAACACACGCAACGAGAUCUGGAACACGUUCUUUGAGGGCCGUUACAUGAUCCUGCUGAUGGGAUUGUUCUCCGUCUACACGGGCUUCAUUUACAACGACUGCUUCUCCAAAUCUCUCAACCUCUUCGGCUCAGGCUGGGACGUCAAGGCCAUGUUUGACCAGCACUGGAAAGCACCAGACACACUCCAGUCAAACAGAUUCCUUACACUGGAUCCCAAUGUCACAGGGGUGUUUAACGGACCGUACCCCUUUGGGAUCGACCCUAUUUGGAACUUGGCGGUGAACCGUCUGACUUUCCUCAACUCAUAUAAGAUGAAGAUGUCUGUGAUUCUGGGUGUGGUUCAUAUGAGUUUCGGCGUGGUUCUGAGCGUAUUCAACCACCUGUGAGUGACCACAGACCAUAGCUUACUUGUUCCUUGCCUGCCGGAGCUGCUGUUCCUGCUUUGUCUGUUUGGGUACCUGGUCUUUAUGAUCCUCUAUAAAUGGCUGGCCUUUGGCCCCCAGCAGUCCAGAGAGGCCCCCAGCAUCCUCAUCCACUUCAUCAACAUGUUUCUCAUGCAGGGGGACGGCUCAGGCGCCCUCUACCCUGGACAGGCUGGACUGCAGGUGUUCCUGGUAGUUGUAUGUGCGUUUCUGUCAGUCCCUGUGUUACUGCUUGGGAAACCCCUUACCUACUACUGGCUGCACUACGGAGGAUACAGACUGGGCAUGUACAGGGGGUACGAGCGUGUGCGGCGCGGCAGUGAGGAGGAGCUGUCUCUCAUGAGGGCUCAUGACCUGGAGGAGGGAACCAGCCUGGACAUGUCACUCCAGCGCAGACAGCCAGCUGAGCAGUUUGACUUUGCAGACGUCUUCCUGCACCAGGCCAUUCACACUAUAGAGUUCUGUCUGGGCUGCAUCUCCAACACGGCCUCUUACCUCAGGCUCUGGGCUCUCAGCCUCGCACACGCACAGCUGUCAGAGGUGCUGUGGGCCAUGGUCCUGCGUGUGGGUUUGAGGGUUGAUACUGGUUUCGGAGUGAUUUUACUGGUUCCACUGUUUGGCCUGUUUGCUGUUCUCACCGUGUCCAUUCUGCUGGUCAUGGAGGGACUUUCUGCAUUCCUACAUGCACUGCGCUUACACUGGGUUGAGUUCCAGAAUAAAUUCUACAGUGGGGGAGGCGUGAAGUUUGCUCCCUUUGACUUCUCUCUCUUACACACCAGCUUUGAGAACGAGGGUUUACUGUGAACCCCUCCCCUGACCACGGAGAGCCAGUGUCAGGUCUAGAACUUUCUGCCUCCUCUCUCUCCCUCUGUGUGUGCUGUGGUUUAUCGGAGGGUCAGUGUUCUGCUCUGACUGCCUUAAGAAGCUGGAGAAACAUUAGAGGACCCAGUUUUCACCAGAAUGAAAGUGAAGAACAGGAGCUGUCAAUCUAAGAAUGACUCACUCUCCCUUCCUGUGGGGAUGGCAAGGAGUU